ACACUUCCCCACCGCCGGGAAAGCAAACACUCCUUCUGGGGCUGCAGAGGAGCAAGAAAUACAAUCGAUGCCGACUGAGCGUCUGCAGAAAAACCGUAACCUGGAGCCUGCAAUCCUAGAGCGUCUGUUGUGUUUUGUUUUUCAUAAUUUCUUUACACACUGAGGAGCUCCGAGACAACAGGAGCGCUCAGUUCAGGACACUUUAGAGGGGAACUCCUCAUGGCACGGUGCGCCAGCGGCUCUGAUUGAAUACCGGACUGUCCCUGCAUUUGCUUAGUAGUAAAUAAUGGUGCCUCAAAACUUAUGAAACAGGAAGGAAAGCCGGUUUGGCUCAGCGAACUUCAUACCUGUGAUACCCCGAUUGUUUCCACAGGGGAGUUGAUGACUUCAGAGGAACCUUGAGUUAAGGUUAACGGGAUAAAGAAGAUACAGCUCUGUCAAUAGGAGCAGGAACUAAGAAAUGGCUGCAUAUGGACAGACUCAGUACAGCCCUGCUCUUCAACCCGCAGGACCUUACACAACGUACACACACCACACACAAGGCUACAGUAUGCCCUCGUACAACAUAAAAACAGAGGAUGGUCUGAGUCACUCUCCAGGACAGACUGGACUGCUGGGCUACUCAAACUUCAGCGGCACCCCUCCCAGUCAAAGCCUCUACAGCUACUCGCACACGCAUGGCACUGGUAUUUCAUCUGGAAUUUUCCAAGGAACACAUGCAAUCUCAAGUUCAACCCCAUUCAACCCAACCCAACAAGAAUUUUCUUCAUAUUCCAGCUACAGCCAGAGUCAGUACUCUCCCUAUUAUAAUUCCCAUCACUACAACAGUCCGUACAUAACCAGUAGCAGCAUCCCGCCUGCAGCAAUCACAGCUCCAUUAGCCUAUCAGCACUCAGACCACCCAGUUAUGAUGCCCAACCACAGCCCAGAAUCACACACAGCAGAUUACCACCCGCCACCCAGUCCACCAACACCAGGUAAAGAAGAGGGAAUCCCAGGAAGAAGAGGAUCUGAUAGCAAGUUGAGAGGAAGAAAAAGAGCUAUUGACCCUGCUCCUCCUCUUGACUCUGAUAUAGAGCGUGUGUUUAUCUGGGAUCUGGAUGAAACCAUCAUCAUUUUCCAUUCACUCCUCACGGGAACUUUCUCCUCACGGUUUGGCAAGGACUCAUCAAAGGCGGUGUCUCUGGGUUUGUGGAUGGAAGAAAUGAUCUUCAAUCUUGCCGACUCAAGACUCUUUUUCAAUGACCUGGAGGAAUGUGACCAGGUUCAUAUUGAUGACGUGGCAUCAGAUGACAAUGGACAGGACCUGAGCACCUACAACUUUGGGUCCGAUGGCUUUCAGAGCCCAGCGGGAGCAGGAUCUUUAUGCCUUGGGUCAGGGGUCCAUGGAGGGGUGGACUGGAUGAGGAAACUGGCUUUCCGAUAUCGCAGAGUCAAGGAGAUCUACAACACUUACAAAAACAAUGUUGGAGGUCUGCUGGGCAGUCCGAAGCGAGAGGAAUGGUUACAGCUGAGGAGGGAGAUGGAAGUCCUGACUGACUUGUGGCUGACUCAAGCACUGAAAGCUCUGGCUCUCAUAAAUUCCAGGCCUAACUGUGUUAAUGUGUUGGUGACCACCACCCAGCUGAUACCGGCUCUCUCCAAAGUGCUACUGUACGGCCUUGGCUCAGCCUUCCCAAUAGAGAACAUUUACAGUGCAACAAAGACAGGAAAAGAAAGCUGUUUUGAGCGCGUGUCUCAGAGGUUUGGUCGCAGAGCGGUCUAUGUUGUCAUAGGAGAUGGAGCUGAGGAGGAGACCGUCGCCAAGAAGAAGAACAUGCCGUUCUGGAGGGUGUCCUGCCGUGCCGACCUGGAAGCUUUGAGCCAUGCACUGGAGAUGGACUACCUCUAGAGGGCAGCAGCUCUCAAGCUCUGCACUCUUUAUUUUUGGAGUUCAUUUUGCCUGUCCUGUUGGGACUGAUUUCACGUCAAUAUUGCUGAACACCACAGCAAAGACAUUAACAGCAGGCAUGAAAUCACAGCUGCAAAAGAGGACACAAACAUAAAGCCAGAAGUGCUUCAAUCAAACUGUGUGGCAGACAAGAAAAGACGGGACCAAAGCUUAACUAAUCCCAGGGAACAUGGUUUUUACUGCUAGUAUUAAACAAAGAACAUGUUAUUUUUUCUAACUUAGAAAAUCUCAAGUUUGUGGAUUGUGUCCCAAUUGUUGCACUGAAUGCAAAUUCUGACUCUUAUGUUAAAAUCAAGAUAAAUAAAAUAUUCAGAUUGAUCAAGCUUUUACUGCUCUCUGUGGAAUUCAGUUUUCUGAACAUUACUGUUUUUGCACCAAUAUGUACUUUACGAAAGCCUUCUUCCACUAAAAUUCUACUUAAUUCAUUACAAAUAGCUUUUUCUGAUUUUUAGAUUCUCAAAUGGUCCGCAUUGUGGAACCUAAACUAAAGUUAUUUAUUAUGGGUUUAACUCUACAGCAGUGAGUUAGUAGGACAGUUUGAUAUAUCAUCCUUAACGGCUAGAGCUACGUUCUUGUAAAAUGUUUGGAUAAGAAGUUGCCAUGCAGAGGCUGUAUUUAGACCGGUGCUUGAAAAACUUGUAUUUGAUUCUGGGUUGUAUGUUGACACUUUUUUGUUUUACUUUACCUUUCCAUUUAAUGUGUUUGGAAUGUAUAGAAACUGUUAUGGCUAUGGUUAUGCAUGUGCUGAUUACAACACCUGCAAGCUUAGUCAUGGUUUGUAUAUAAUGCUUUAUUGUCUGUUUGUUUUGAAUGUUUCAGUAGAAAUAAUGAAAAAUAAAUUAAUUGCAUUUUGGG
Messenger RNA from Cyprinodon variegatus (sheepshead minnow), 2806 nucleotides. RefSeq names its product eyes absent homolog 2-like (gene eya2). The record is from RefSeq and is a predicted model, not a curated record. Gene Ontology annotation, cellular component: nucleus. Gene Ontology annotation, biological process: cell differentiation; positive regulation of DNA repair; multicellular organism development. The transcript is spliced from 15 exons. The coding region runs from base 461 to 1891 and encodes 476 amino acids. Lineage: Eukaryota; Metazoa; Chordata; Actinopteri; Cyprinodontiformes; Cyprinodontidae. Gene Ontology annotation, molecular function: protein tyrosine phosphatase activity.